GGCGAAAAAAUAGAGAGAGAGAGAGAGAGAGAGAGAGAGAGGGAUCCGAAUCUGGACGGUAUACACGGAGGACAGUACUCGAACGGUUUCGGGACCGCGCGGCAGUCGAAAAUGAUACGGUUGUUUCCGGUGCUGGCACUCGCGGUUGGCAUUUGUCUGGCCAACCCGUUAAGUGAACGUGAAUCACGCGAAUUCUUGUCGUACAGAUUACCGAAUGCAACGGUUCCAACGCAUUACAAUUUGUACCUGGACACCGAUGUGCAUAUUGGAGUGUUUGAAUAUACUGGCAAUGUCCAAAUUAGUAUUACGGUGCUCGAACGGACCCAGCAGAUUGUGCUUCACAGCAUUCGGAAUGUGAUCAACCGGCUGGAAGUUCGCAACAGCAAUCAGCUGGCAGUUGCGCUCAGUGGAUACGACUUUGAUGAGGAUAAACAAUUUUUGAUCGUCAACACCAAGGAAGUACUGGCAGUCGGAACGAACUAUGUGCUAGAUAUUGAUUUUACCAACUCGCUAGAGCGCAAUGACUGGCUAGGAUUUUAUCGAACUUCUUAUGAGACUGCUGAGGGAGAGAUAAGGUACUUGGGAGUGACACAAUUUCAAGCGUGUAGUGCAAGAUCAGCUUUUCCCUGUUAUGAUGAACCGGGCAUCAAAACUACGUACGAUGUUAAAAUUGCCUGCGGAGUGGAGUACAAUGCGAAAGCUAAUUCGCCGGCAGUGGGAAUUACCCUUUUACCAAAUGGCAAAAAGCUCACCACGUUCCAAAGGACACCACGGAUGCAAACGUAUAUUGUAGCAUUCCUAGUUUCGGACUUCGCUUCCGAACGACAGGUUGUGAAUGAACCGAAUCAGCUGGCCAUUUCGACGGUGGCUAGACCAACGGCGAAAGAUCAACUAACCUACUCGGUUGAGGCUUCCGUUCGGUUUCUGCGUGCAUUCGAAGAAUAUUUUGACUACAGUUAUUCCUUGUCCAAAAUGGACAAUGUAGCCAUCAGGGAUAGUGACUUCUACUUCGGAGCCAUGGAAAAUUGGGGAUUGGUAACUUAUCGUGAGUCUUAUAUUGUUUUCGAUUCAGCAACCGUUGACGAAACCAGAAAAGUCAGUGCGGUUAGGAUUAUCGGUCACGAAUACACGCACCAAUUUUUCGGCAACCUGCUGGCUCCCAAGUGGUGGUCGUACCUUUGGCUGAAUGAAGGAUUCGCACAAUUGUACGAGUACUAUCUAACGGAGUUGAGUCAUCCAGAGCUAAAAAUGAGAGAACGAUUUGCAUCGGUUCGGGAAAAUGCAUUGCGUACAGAUGCCAGCGCGACUGUGCGUCCCAUGACUCAUUGGGUAGAAACUCCGGGAGAUAUCACCAGAUUGUUCGAUGGCAUUGCUUAUGCCAAAUCUGGCAGUGUUCUUCGUAUGUUCAACUAUGCCUUCACAGAAGCUACCUUCCGGAAAGGUUUACAAUAUUACAUCAAACAGAACAAAGACAACGGAGUUGUAGCAGACCAAAACUUAUUCGAUAGUCUAGCACAAGCAGUAGAAGAGGACGGUGUGCUCCCCCCUGGUAUGACUGUACAUGAAGUGGUCGGAUCUUGGUCAAAUCAACCCGGUGCACCCGUGGUUAAUGUUAAACGUAUCGGCGAUACAAAUACAUUUUCCUUCAACCAGGAGCGCUUCUACGAUCAACCACAGGAUAAUCCCGAACCACAAUACUGGUGGAUUCCGAUAAGCUACUUUACUCCCAGUAGCAACGGAAUAUUUAACUCGAGUGCCGCCUUCUGGCUACCAGCGGACAAGCAGGAAAUGGAAUACCAAAUUGAACUACUAGAGAACGAUUUUGUACUUAUCAAUCCGCUAGCCACAGGAUACUAUCGGGUAAAUUACGACCCUCAAACGUGGGAAAGCAUUAUCUACAAUCUCUAUGAGAACACCGGUUCCAUCGAUAAAGUAUCUCGAUCGCAACUGGUUGACGAUUCUAUGAAUCUAGCCCACGCCGGUCAGUUAGAUUACUACACAGCAUUUAAAAUAUUCGAUUAUCUACAAUAUGAAGUCGAAUAUGUACCAUGGGCAACGGCAAGCACUAAUCUGAAAUUUUUGAAACGAAUGCUGCGCAACGAUUGGAAAGCAUUAAAAACUUUAGAAAGCUACGCAGCACAACUAACCGCGAAUAUUUUCUUGGCGUAUGGCUACGAGACCAGUGCGGAUGAUUCGACUGACAUCAAAGAUGUACGCUCGAUUGCUUUAGAAUGGGGCUGUGAAUAUGACCCUCAGUGCCAGACAGAAGCUGCUACACGGUUUGAGAACAUAAGAAAGAAAUCUUUCUUCUCGUUCAAAUCCAAAGCUGAGCAGCUCAUCGUUUGCACUAAGAUCCGCGAUAUCGGUUACAACGAUUACAUCAGUUUGCUUGAGUCUUUCAAAGGCACACCUGAUUAUGUGGAACGAAGUCACUUUUUAGAAGCCUUUGCUUGCAUCAGAAAUAAAUCUAUUAUGCGAGAGUAUUUGAACGAUAUUAUGACAAACACUUUCAAGGGAAGUGAAAAACUGCAAGCUCUACAAACACUUUACCAGGCCUCGUCGGAAGGCAUGCAGACAGUAAUGGAACUGAUUGACAAUUCAACCAACCUGCUGAAACAACUUAAUUCUAAUCGUCGUGAAACCUUUACUUUCCUGGAGAACUUAGCCGAAUACACGGUGGACCCCGCGUCAGCUGCUCAGCUGACGAAUGUUGUCCAGCGGGAGGCACCAGAAUUACUAGAAACAGUGCAAGCCAAGUUACAGUACAAUCAAAAUUGGUUUCAAAGAAAUGCAGCAAUUGUAUCGGAAAUGAUAGAAACACCGUCGGAAGUGACAUUUGAAUUUUCUCCAUUCCAACGACAGCUACCUACCAUUAUAGCAUACAAACCGACGUCGUCGUCGUCGCAGUUCCUUCGUGUUGCUCCGCGAUCGGUGUCCGCCGCGGCCGUACUGAAGCAAUUUCAGCAGGAACCUGGUACCUACCUGCCUACCUACCUAUGUGUGCGGUGCGCCGCUGCCGCCGCCGCCGCCCGGUAA
Molecule: messenger RNA, 3036 nt
Organism: Sabethes cyaneus
Lineage: Eukaryota; Metazoa; Arthropoda; Insecta; Diptera; Culicidae
Product: aminopeptidase N-like
Exons: 11
Biological process (GO): peptide catabolic process; proteolysis
Cellular component (GO): cytoplasm
Molecular function (GO): peptide binding; metalloaminopeptidase activity; zinc ion binding
Source: RefSeq, a predicted model, not a curated record